Molecule: messenger RNA, 558 nt
Organism: Didymella exigua CBS 183.55
Lineage: Eukaryota; Fungi; Ascomycota; Dothideomycetes; Pleosporales; Didymellaceae
Exons: 1
Coding region: 1-558 (185 amino acids)
Source: RefSeq, a predicted model, not a curated record
AUGCUGCAUUCCUCAAAACGUGACCUGCAUCGACUCAUCGCGCGAGCUGCACAAGCCCAAGCCUACGCCCAACCACAAGCCUACACACAACCACAACCACAGCCACAGCCACAGCCACAGCCGCCGGGUUCCGCACCCGCCAGCACAACGAUGGGCAACGAUAAGAAGAACGGCGACAUCCACUCAGAAGAAACAAUCCUCUUCCUCUUCCUCGCCUUUGGCAUCCUAAUUGCACUGCUGCUGCUGCUCCUCCUCGUAGCGUUCCAAACCUACCUGUCCUGGCGCAUCGCGCACGACCUGUUCUCCGACGACGCCGUAGACGGGCGCGCCGCCACGGGAUUCCAGCGGUGGGGCCGCGAACGACGCGAGCGCAAGCGCACGCUGCGCGCGCUGGAGAAGGGGCGCAGUACGCGCGCGAGUUGGGGGUAUGCGUCUGCCCGCGCAAGCGGGGGGGAUGAGGAGGCGGGGAUGAGCGGGGUGGGGGGGAGUAGUGUGGUGCUUGAUAAGAUGGGUGACGUGGAGAAGAAGCCAUUUUGGAGUGUGAGGAGGUGGAUGUGA